AUGACCGGUGCUUGUUUACUUCGGCACAGCAAUCCCACCCACUUCGAGAUGCAGUCUAAUGCACAGCGAUACCCAUUUUCUCCAAAGCCUGCUGUUGUUCUCUCCGCUGACCGAACAAAAGACCUAAUAAAGCCCACCACAUCCUCAUACUUCUCAACCGCAUCGAGCUUUAGUCUUGACUUGUUGAAGGGGAAUAUGAUAAAUCGAAGCCUGUGCUUUAGCAAGUGGUUCAACCAAGCGCUACUAGCAAACGCCAUCAUUGCAAGUGCGUAUGAAGGCGGAAAGGCUCUGCAUGCUUGCGGCUCCUUGCAUGAGCACUUUCAACCUCUGAGGGUCGUGAGGAGUCUUGAAUUGUUCAUGUUCACUCUACACUAUCCAGAGCUGUAUACAGCACUCUUCUCUUCAACCAUAUCUACAAACUAUCGCCUCCGGCGCAAGAGUCUGUCCAGAGCGGGCGUUAUUGUGCCUCUGGCCACACCCGAAUGGCAAAUAUUUAAUACAGUAUGCUCGAAGCUUCGCUGUGGCAAAUUAGCAAGCUAUAUAUUCAUGCCGAUCCCCGGCCCUCUAUGA
This is a messenger RNA of Lindgomyces ingoldianus, 570 nucleotides long. RefSeq lists its product as uncharacterized. NCBI's taxonomy places the organism in Eukaryota, Fungi, Ascomycota, Dothideomycetes, Pleosporales, Lindgomycetaceae. Bases 1 to 570 code for a protein of 189 amino acids. The record is from RefSeq and is a predicted model, not a curated record. The transcript has 10 exons.